Molecule: messenger RNA, 908 nt
Organism: Vigna radiata var. radiata (mung bean)
Lineage: Eukaryota; Viridiplantae; Streptophyta; Magnoliopsida; Fabales; Fabaceae
Product: ninein-like
Exons: 5
Coding region: 206-703 (165 amino acids)
Biological process (GO): positive regulation of DNA-templated transcription
Cellular component (GO): nucleus
Molecular function (GO): DNA-binding transcription factor activity; DNA binding
Source: RefSeq, a predicted model, not a curated record
CCGAGGAGCAGUUUCAAUGCCAGAGGCGUUCUUCUCCUGUGCAUGCUGAACCAGACAGCUAUACUAUUUUGUUGUCUUGUUAAACUCACUCCCUUAAUUUCUUCAUGGCACCCCUACUUCACACAAACAUCAUCACUAUAUAUUGAGGGUGCUACAGAGAUCUUAAUCCACCAAAUUACCUCCUUCACUUGAACCAAUCCGUUUGAUGGAGCAAACCAAAGAGGGCAGCAACACAAAUGAAAAGAUGGUUAGUGAUGUGGAUUCUUCUUCAACUCAUGUUGAAGAAUUCCAACCACAAAAACAUGACAAGGAUCCUGGUCUGAAUUUAAGAAGAACGGUCUCAAAUCAUUCUGCCAAAAAGUCACGGAAGAAGAAGUGGAAAAUUAUUAAGAAAUUGGAAGAUGAGGCCAAAAUGUUGCAGGCUCAACUUGCCAUACUUAAACCAGAACAUGAGAGACAAAAGAAGCAGCUGCAGCUUUUAAUGGAGGAAGAGAAGGCGUUGCUCAAGGAAAUGCAUGAUCUUCAGGAAAAGGCAUUGCUCAAAGAUGCUGAAAAUGAGAAGAGCAUGGAGACGAUAAAAAUGCUGAAGGAGCUCCGACAAAAGCAGGUAGAGGAAUUGCUUAAGCUUGAUAUUGAUCCGUUUGAUUCUGUGUUCAAUGCUGCACCCUCAUGUGAAGGUGGAAGUGGAUCGAAAUCUCCAUGAGCUAAGGAAGAUGGUGACAGCUGCUAUGCAUGAAAUAAAGAGGAGACCAUGUUUGAAGAGGAACUAGUUUUCUUUAGGCAUAGGGUUUCCAUUUAAUGUUGUUUUGUAGUCUCUGAAAAAACAAUGUUGUUUGCAUAGUGGUUGUAUAAGUGGAGGUUUUUAUUUAAUGUUCUUGUUUGAUUAAUGUUUCAUUUCACCUUAUUCA